Molecule: messenger RNA, 3396 nt
Organism: Pipra filicauda (Wire-tailed manakin)
Lineage: Eukaryota; Metazoa; Chordata; Aves; Passeriformes; Pipridae
Gene: GAS2L1
Product: growth arrest specific 2 like 1
Exons: 6
Coding region: 335-2581 (748 amino acids)
Biological process (GO): microtubule bundle formation; protein localization to microtubule plus-end; actin crosslink formation
Cellular component (GO): actin filament; stress fiber; cytoplasm
Molecular function (GO): cytoskeletal adaptor activity; microtubule binding; actin filament binding
Source: RefSeq, a predicted model, not a curated record
UCGUGUCCCAGCCCCCCCGUGCCCGUGCCCCCCCGUGCCGGUCCCCGCCCGCCGCCGCCUCCCCCGUCCCGGCCCUUUCUGGGCCGCCUCCAACUUCCCGGCCGGGGCGCGGCGGCGGCGGCGGCGGCUCCUCGGGGCUGCGGCGGAGCCCGAGCCUCGUUGGGCGCCCCCCGGGCCCCCCCGGCCGCCCCCCCGGGCCGCUGAUGGCGGCGGGGGCCGCGGCGGGGCCCCCCCGGCGCUGGGAGCCGCGGCCCGGCCCGGAGCGGGGCCAGGGCCCGGCCCGGCCAUAGCGGAGCGCGGAGCGGCGGCGGUGACGGGGGGGCGGCAGCUCACCAUGGCCAACUCCAGCCACAUCCAGUCGGCCGCCUCCAAGAGCAUCCGCCCGUUCCGCUCCAGCGAGGAGUACCUGGAGGCCAUGAAGGAGGACCUGGCCGAGUGGUUCAACACCCUCUACGACCUGGACAUCCAGGUGGACACCUUCCUGGAGAGCCUGGAGACGGGCUGUCACCUCUGCCGCCACGCCAACAACGUCAACCGCACCGCCCUGGACUUCCAGGAGCGGCACCCGGAGGCGGCCGCCCGCAUGCGGGUGCCCCAGAACGAGGUGGUCUUCCAGGCCAAGAACGUGGUGCCCGGCUCCUUCAUCGCCAGGGAUAACGUCUCCAACUUCAUCCAGUGGUGCCGGCAGGACCUGGGCAUCCAGGACGUCCUCAUGUUCGAGACCAACGACUUGGUGCUGAAGAAGAACGAGAAGAACUUUGUCCUCUGCCUGCUGGAGGUGGCCAGGAGGGGCUCCAAGUUCGGGAUGCUGGCGCCCAUGCUGAUCCAGAUGGAGGAGGAGAUCGAGGAGGAGAUGAGGGACCAAAUGGGCGACGGCGCGCUGGGCACGCGCCGGGAGAGCCGGGACCUCCAGGCGGGCGCCUUCCCCGGCCGGGCCCGGCCCAUCACCCUCUGCGACCUCAAGAACCUGGACGAGCUGGUGAGACACGCGCUCCCCUGGGAGCCCUGUGCCUGGGUGCGGGAGAUCCUGGGCUGCUGCUCCUGCCCCUCGCAAUUCCCCAUGGUCAAGGUGUCCGAGGGGAAGUACAAAGUGGGAGACUCCAACACGCUCAUCUUUGUCCGAGUGCUGAGGAGCCACGUCAUGGUGCGCGUUGGUGGCGGCUGGGACACACUGGAACAUUACCUGGACAAGCACGACCCGUGUCGCUGUGCUGCCCUCUCUCACCGCCUGCCCCAGCCGCGCCCCCUGGGCGUGUCCCCCCAAAAAGCAGCCCCCGGCCCCCCCUCGUCCCGCGCCUCCAGCCCCAGCACCCCCCGGCGCCCCCGCCCCGCCGGGCCCCCCCCCGCCGGGGGGGACAGUGGCCACGGCAGGACCGAGCGGGGCCACCAGCCCAGGGGGGCCGGGGACCCCCCGAAGCCGCCCAGGCAGGAGUGUUUGCCCCCCCGGGGGGGGGCGGCCCCCCCGUCCGGCUCCAACAGCCCCUCCCGCAGCCCCGCGGAGCCCCGCGGGACCCCCACGGCCAGGCCGCGCGCCCCCGCGCGCUCCCGCCGCUGCUCGGGCGACAGCGACUCCUCGGCCGCCUCCGCGCAGAGCGGAUCCCGCCGCCCCCCCGCCCGCCGGGACCCCCCCCCGGACCCCGCGCCGGGGUCCCCCCGCGCCCCCCGCGCCGCCGCCGCGUCCCCCCGCGGGUCCCCCCGCGCCUCCCGCAGCCCCGGGCGCGGCCCCGCUCCGCUGCUGCUCAUCCGCCGCCGCCCCGACGGGCAGCACUCGUGGGCACGGCCCGAGCCCCCCGCUGCACCCGCGGGGGCUCCCGGGGGGCGGCGGGACCCCCGGCCCGGCCCCGGGGACCCCGAGGAGCUGGCGCGGAGGCUGCGGGCCCCGCGCUGGCUGGAGCCCGGGCAGGAGCAGCGGCUGUUCCAGCGGCUGGAGGAGGAAUUCCUGGCCAACACGCGGCUGCUGGAGCAGCUGGGGGACACCGAGAGCCCCCCCGCGCCCCCCGCCACCGCCGACUCGGCCUAUUGCUCCUCGUCGUCCUCGUCUUCCUCCCUCAACGUGUUCGCCAAGCACGGGCUGCCCGCCGAGGACGGGCGGCGGAGCGGGAACAGCGACGGGAACAACAACAACGGGAAUAACGGGAACAACGACGGGCUGUGCCCCCCGACGCUGCCGUCCAACCCCUCCAUGGGGGACGUGAGGCGCCGCUCCACCCUCUCCAGCUCCUCCGACGAGAGCUGCUGCUUCCCGGCCUCCUGGGACAACCGGGAGACUCCCGGGAAUCCCGGCUCCGACACCGACUGGGCGCCCGGGGAGGACGAGCUGCUGGAGAUGGAGGAGACCCUCCUCGCCCCGGGGGUCUCCACACCCCCGCGGCGGCCCUGGGCCAAGCCCCGGCUGGACACGCAGCCCCACAAGGCGCCGUCCCGGAUCCCCACCCCGAGGGGUUACGGGGUCGGGACCCCCCGGCCCCACAACGGCAGCCCCAAGGCCUGGGGGGCCCUGCAGAGCGUCUUCUCCUCCCUGCUGGAGCCCCCCUGGGCCCCGCGGGAGCGCGAGGGGCUGGAGGAGGACACGUGGCCGUGAGAGGUGGCCAUGGACCCCCUGGGGACAUCCCGGAGCGGCCACUGGAGGUGGCACCCGUGUGGAGACGCGAUGGACGUGGCCCGGGGGCGGGCAGGACGCCUUCACCCGGUGACUGUUGGCAGGGGGGUGGGCCCUGCGAGGAGCCCCCAGCCCCAGGCAGGCCCAGAGGGCCCCGGGUGUGCCCCCAGUCCCCGGGGAGCAGCUCCAUGGGGGUGGUGGUGUGGUCAUGGUGGAGGUGGCCAGAGCAGAACUGGCACCUGGGAAUGGGGCUGGAGAGCCCCUGGCUCUGCUCAGCUGGGACUCUUCAUCUCUUCUCAUUCUUCUCAUCUUGUUUUCUCCUCCUCUUCGUGCUAUUCUUGUCAUCCUCCUCCUCAUCUUCUCAUGUUCUCUCAUAUUUCUACUCUUCUUUUGGUCGCCUUCUCCCUACUCUUGUCUUCUCCUCCGUGGCCUUUGUGUCCUUCUCAUCAUCACCUUCUCUUCUUGACCUUGUCCUCCUCUUGUCUUCUUCUCUUCUUGGCCUUCUUGUCCCCUUGUCAUCAUCACCUUCUUGGUUGCUUUUUUGUUUUUUUCAUCUUCUUGGUCAUCUCCCACCUCUCUUCUCUCCCUCCUCUUCCCUCCACCCCUGAGAUGACUUGGGGACGUGCAGCUUGUCACCACAACCCGGAUUUGAGGUCAGGAGGGGGUCACUGUGUCCCCUCUGGCCCCAGCACUGCUGGGAUGAUGUCCCCAGGGUGGGACAGGGCUGUGCCCCCCGUGGCCCCCACCCCUCGGGCCCUGCAUGUCCCCCCAAGCCAGUAAAGACCGAGGGAGCUGCG